AUGGCGGUGGAGUGCACUGCCUAUUGUUUUCUCUGUGACGAUGGUACCUGCUGCCUCCAAGUGUUUCUGGAGCUUUUUCCGAGUGGUCCUGGGCUCUUGGGCUACACUUCUGACGAUUCUUCUGACUCCCUGGUCAGAAAUCUUGUGAGGAGCUCCUGUGCAUGGCUGGUUGAUGACGGAGUGAUGUUGCUUCCACUUGCGGAUAAUGGCCCCAAUGGUGCCUACUGGAAGAUUCAGAAACUACUUUACCAAGUGGUCAGAAGCAUUUGCCCUACCCUCCAAAACAGCGGAAAAUGUGGCAGAUGUUAUAGUGAGGAUUUUUAUCUUUUUGGUGCCCCAAAAAGAAUCCUCACUGACCAGGGAAGAGACUUCAUUAAUGAGCUAAACAAGGAGGUGUGCAAAAUUCUGGGGAUUGAGCGCAGCCUUUGUGCACCAUAUCAUCCACAGACAAAUGAGCUUUUAGAAAAACUAAAUGGAACAAUACAGAGGGCACAGUGCAAACUUGUAAACCAACAUCCAGAGAGUUGGGAUAUGUAUCUGGACGCCAUGAUGUUUGGGCUGAGGACCAAAAAACACAUCACUACAAAGUUCCCCCUGUUUGGGACAGAGGCCCACCUCCAGAGUGAGGUUCCGGAGGAUUACAAGAUGUGAAGGAUGCCUGAGAUGGUCUAAAGGCCAAUGUCCUGCUGUCACAAAUUGGGCCAUACAAGGUCUUUUACUGGGACAUUGGCUGAUCAGGGCCUGGAAUGGAGCUUGAGAGUGAGGUUAAAUGUAUACAUUUUUGGUGAAAUAUAAUUACCAAAUUACGUUGGAAAUGUAAUUACUAUUACUACUAAUUUAUAGGUGGAUUAUGUUUGGAAAAAAUAAUUGUUAACUGUUCAUUUUAAAUACAUUCUUCUGACAGAUGAUUUGACAAAACUUUCUUUCCACUGUGGGGAGGCUAAUUCAGAUGAGAGUGAAAGGAGGAGUUGACAUGGGUAUUUUAUUUUAUGCGGCCCUCUGGGAGCAUCCAUUGGUGGUUCCAUUUCCAAUGUCAUUUUAAAUUAUUUAAUAAUGUCUGUUUUAUCCAUUUACUCAUGUAAGUACCAGUAUUUCAAUUUCCAUUAAGAUUUCUCCAAGAAUUACAUGCCAUAGUCCCUAUGUUGGGAUCAUUUCAUAGAACAAUUUCUUCAGAGACAUAUGUUUAUAUAUGUGGAGAUACUUUACUGUUUAUACUUUAGGAAAUUUGCAAAACCUUCCCAUCAUGGGGAGCAAAAAUGUUUUUGUCAAUAUUAAGUUUUCUUUCCAAGUUUUCGUUAAAUAUUUUGUUCAGUAUUAACACCAGCAGAUAUUGUAAGGUAGUGAAUUGUUUUUGGUAAGUGCUUGUGAGUUGAAGAGCUCAGAUGAAGCUACUAAUUGUGCAUUUGAAUCAAAAAUAUUAUCGGUCAGGAACUGACUCUGUGCGAGGCUUAAAAUACCAGUCACAAAUAACAAGAGUGUUACAUUUAAUUACUGUAUGUACAUUGUAUCUGCUAUUGACACAACAGUUUCUGUACCGGCAGCUUAAUUCACUCUUGGGUAUUUUACAGUAAUGACCUUCAGUAAACUUGGGGAUAUCACUCUUGUACCCUAAAUAAUCCCCCCAAGUGGCAAGCGCUGAAGCACUGGCUUAAAAACUCUAUUAUUCCUCAAGCUAAUAUUGGUGAAGGAAUUAACAUUGAUGUUUACAUUAUAACGCAAUUGUUAAAAUGAUAUUGCACUACAGAUAUCCUGUGAUGCCUGCGGAAGGCCAAAGAUAGAGGAGAAAUUUCUAUGAGCAGCAUGCUAAAUCUCACUAAGACAUAAGGAAGGAACUAACAGACCAAAAAUGUAUAAAGUUUAAUAUUUUUUACAUACUUGUAAUUAUGAGAUUGAUAUUGUUUGUUUUUCAUUGAUUUUGAAUGUUUGUUUUGAAUUACUUUGAUUUUUCCAUAAAUAUACUGUAUAUAUUAUUUUUUA
This is a messenger RNA of Myxocyprinus asiaticus (Chinese sucker), 1977 nucleotides long. RefSeq lists its product as uncharacterized. Bases 1 to 651 code for a protein of 216 amino acids. Gene Ontology annotation, biological process: DNA integration. The transcript has 5 exons. Gene Ontology annotation, molecular function: nucleic acid binding. The record is from RefSeq and is a predicted model, not a curated record. NCBI's taxonomy places the organism in Eukaryota, Metazoa, Chordata, Actinopteri, Cypriniformes, Catostomidae.